GGGGCCCGGCCACUCGGAGCAGCUCCGCCGCGGGGACUGCACCGCCCGCCCUGCCGGACCCGCCCCGACCGGGGCUCGUCGCCUGCAGCAGCCGCAGCACCGCGACCUCGGGCCCCGCGCCGGCUAUGGCUGUGCCCUGGGGCUGAACGCGCAGGCUGUGUGACGGAGAUUCCCGAGAGAGAGAGACACUGAGGAGAGGAGAGGAAGGAGGGGCGGGCUCCUGGCAAGGCAUCUGCUCCUGAACCAAGUCCUGUGAAGAUGGAAAAGGAGGAGGAGUCGACCCGGGAGCUGUUGCUGCCCAACUGGCAGGGCAGCGGCUCCCAUGGGCUGACCAUUGCCCAGAGGGAUGACGGCGUCUUUGUGCAGGAGGUGAUGCAGAACUCCCCUGCGGCCCGCACUGGGGUGGUCAAAGAGGGGGACCAGAUUGUGGGUGCCACCAUCUACUUUGACAACCUGCAGUCGGGCGAGGUGGCCCAGCUGCUGAACACCAUGGGGCACCACACGGUGGGCCUGAAGCUGCACCGCAAGGGGGACCGUUCCCCCGAGCCCGGCCAGACCUGGACCCAUGAAGUCUUCAGCUCCCACAGCUCCGAAGUGGUUCUGAGCGGGGAUGACGAGGAGUACCAGCGCAUCUACACCACGAAGAUCAAGCCUCGGCUGAAGUCGGAGGAUGGAGUGGAAGGGGGUCCUGGGGAGACCCAGAGCCGCACCAUCACGGUGACUAGAAGAGUCACAGCCUACACUGUGGACGUGACAAGCCGUGAAGGCGCCAAGGACAUCGACAUAAGCAGCCCUGAGUUCAAGAUCAAGAUUCCGCGGCAGGAACUGACUGAAAUCUCCACUGUGGAUGUGGAGACCCAGCCUGGGAAGACAGUGAUCAGACUGCCCUCGGGCUCGGGGGCAGUGUCUCCAACCACAGGCUCCACUGUGGACAUCCGAGCAGGGUCCAUUUCUGCUUCAGGACCAGAGCUCCAAGGUGCUGGCCACUCAAAGAUCCAGGUCACUGUGCCUGGAAUAAAGGUGGGAAGCCCGGGUGUCAGUCUCAGUGCAAAGGGCAUGGACUUGGGUAGCAAAGGAGGGGUCCAAGUUCCAGGAGUGGAUGUGUCGUCUUCUUUUGGGGGUGGGGCAGUAGAGGGGCAGGGCCUAUCUCUUGAGGGUGGCAAUAAUGGGACAAUUAAAAUUCCCACCAUGAAAGUGCCCAAAUUUGGUGUCUCAGGCCAGGCCCCAGAGGCAGGGUUGAGUGUUUCUGUCCCUGAAUUCUCUAUGGGGCACAAGGGUGGCACGCCAGGCUUGACCAUCGGAGGGGACAUCCAGACCCCUCAGCUUGAAGUCAGUGCUCCAUCUGCCAAGAUUGAGGGGCUUGAGGGGAAGCUGAAGGGCCCCCAAAUCACUGGGCCAUCCCUUGAGGGUGACCUAGGCCUGAAAGGUGCCAAGCCACAGGGGAGUUUAGGGGUGGACAUCUCCGUGCCCAAAAUCGAGGGCAGCAUUACUGGCCCCAGUGUGGAAGUUCAAGCCCCUGAUGUUGAUAUUCAUGGGCUUGGGGGAAAACUGAAUGUGCCCAAGAUGAAGGCCCCCAAAUUCUCUGUAUCAGGUUCUAAGGGAGAGGGAGCCGGCAUUGAUGUGACCCUGCCCACCGGGGAAGUGACUCUUCCUGGGGUCUCUGGGGACAUGGGCCUGCCUGAGGUUGCUACUGGCGGGCUGGAAGGGAAGGUGAAGAGUCCUAAAGUCAAGACUCCUGAAAUGAUUAUUCAGAAACCUAAAAUCUCCAUGCAGGAUGUGGAUCUGAGCCUUGGAGCCCCUAAACUGAAAGGAGACUUUAAGGUUUCUGCCCCUGUUGUGCAGGGUGAUAUUAAAGGCCCUCAAGUGUCUGUUAAAGGCUCCAAGGUAGACAUAGAGACACCUGGCCUAGAGGGGACUGUGACCGGCCCCAAGCUUAGUGGUCCUUCUGGGAAAGCAGGAACCUGCAGGAUCUCUAUGGCAGAUGUAGACUUAAAUGUGGCUGCACCAAAAGUGAAAGGGGGUGUAGGUGUCAUGCCUCCAAAAGUAGAGGGGACAGUCAGUGUCCCUGAAGUUGAUGUCAAAGGCCCCAAAGUGGAUGUCAGUGUCCCAGAUGUGGACGUUCAUGGCCCAGAUUGGAACCUGAAAAUGCCCAAGAUGAAAAUGCCCAAGUUCAGCACCCCUGGAGUCAAAGGGGAAGGGCCAGGUGUAGAUGUGAGUCUCCCCAAAGGAGAGAUCAGUAUUUCAGGGCCCAAAGUCAAUGUGGAAGCUCCAGAUGUCAACAUAGGGGGCCUGGCAGGCAACCUUAAAGGCCCUGAUGUUAAGCUGCCUGAAAUGAGUGUCAAGACACCAAAGAUCUCCAUGCCUGAUGUAGAUCUGCAUGUGAAAGGCCCAAAGGCAAAAGGAGAGUAUGAUGUAACAGCACCAAAACUUGAAGGAGAGCUGAAAGGCCCCAAAGUGGACGUUGCUGUCCCUGAUGUGGACAUUCAUGGCCCAGACUGGCACCUGAAGAUGCCCAAGAUGAAAAUGCCCAAGUUCAGUGUGCCAGGGUUCAAAGCGGAGGGCCCUGAAGUGGAUGUGAACCUGCCCAAGCCUGAUGUGGACAUUUCUGGGCCCAAGGUAGAUGUCAAUGCUCCAGAUGUGAGUAUUGAAGGACCAGAGGGGAAAUUGAAAGGACCCAAGUUUAAGUUGCCUGAGAUGAAUAUCAAAGCCCCAAAGAUCUCCAUGCCAGAUGUGGACUUACAUUUGAAAAGUGCAAAAGGAGAAUAUGAUGUCACAGUGCCAAAGGUUGAAGGUGAGAUCAAAGUUCCUGAUGUUGAGCUUAAAAGUGCUAAAGUGGACAUUGAUGCUCCAGAUGUGGACGUUCAUGGCCCUGACUGGCACCUGAAGAUGCCCCAAAUGAAAAUGCCCAAGUUCAGCAUGCCUGGCUUCAAAGGAGAGGGCCAAGAAGUGGAUGUGAACCUGCCCAAGGCUGACGUUGACAUUGCUGGACCCAAGGUGGACAUUGAAGUUCCAGAUGUGAAUAUUGAAGGUCCAGAUGCAAAACUGAAGGGCCCCAAGUUCAAGAUGCCUGAGAUGAAUAUCAAGGCCCCAAAGAUCUCCAUGCCUGAUGUGGAUUUGCAUGUGAAAGGUCCCAAGGUAAAGGGAGAAUAUGAUGUUACAGUGCCAAAAGUGGAAGGGGACCUGAAGGGGCCAAAAGUAGACGUCACUGCCCCAGAUGUUGAAGUUCAUGGUCCUGAUUGGAACCUAAAGAUGCCCAAGAUGAAAAUGCCCAAAUUUACCAUGCCUAGCCUUAAAGGAGAGGGCCCUGAACUGGAUGUGAAUCUGCCCAAGGCUGAUGUUGACAUUUCUGCACCCAAGGUAGAUAUUAGUGCUCCAGAUCUGAGCCUUGAAGGACCAGAAGGGAAGCUGAGAGGUCCCAAGUUUAAGAUGCCGGAGAUGCACUUCAAAGCUCCUAAGAUGUCCCUGCCAGAUGUUGACAUGGAUCUUAAAGGACCCAAAAUGAAAGGGAAUCUAGAUGUGUCCACAAAAAUAGAAGGUGAGAUGAAAGCUCCAGAUGUGGACAUCAAAGGGCCCAAAGUAGACAUUAAAGCACCAGAUGUGGAAGUUCAAGGUGCAGACUGGAGCUUGAAGAUGCCCAAGAUGAAAAUGCCCAAGUUCAGCAUGCCCAGCUUCAAAGGCGAGGGCCCUGAAGUGGAUGUGAACCUGCCCAAGACUGAAAUCGAUGUCUCAGGACCCAAAGUUGACAUUGAAGCCCCAGAUGUGACCCUUGAAGGUCCAGUAGGGAAGCUGAAGGGCCCCAAGUUUAAGAUGCCUGAGAUGCAAUUCAAGGCCCCCAAGAUCUCUAUGCCUGACGUGGACUUAAACUUGAAAGGCCCCAAAGUCAAAGGGGAUGUGGAUGUGUCUGUGCCCAAGAUAGAAGGUGAAAUGAAAGUGCCAGAUGUGGACAUCAAAGGGCCCAAAGUGGACGUGGAUGUUCCAGAUGUGGAUGUUCAUGGCCCAGACUGGCACCUGAAGAUGCCCAAGAUGAAAAUGCCCAAGUUCAGCAUGCCUGGCUUCAAAGGAGAGGCCCCAGAAGUGGAUGUGAACCUGCCUAAAGCUGAUGUUGACAUCUCAGCACCCAACGUUGACAUAGAAGCCCCAGAUGUCAGCAUUGAGGGUCCAGAAGGGAAGCUGAAGGGCCCCAAGUUUAAGAUGCCUGAGAUGCACUUCAAGGCCCCCAAGAUCUCCAUGCCUGACGUGGACUUAAACUUGAAAGGCCCCAAAGUCAAAGGGGAUGUGGAUGUGUCUGUGCCCAAGAUAGAAGGUGAAAUGAAAGUGCCAGAUGUGGACAUCAAAGGGCCCAAAGUAGACGUGGAUGUUCCAGAUGUGGAUGUUCAUGGCCCAGACUGGCACCUGAAGAUGCCCAAGAUGAAAAUGCCCAAGUUCAGCAUGCCUGGCUUCAAAUCAGAGGGUCCUGAAGUGGAUGUGAACCUGCCUAAAGCUGAUGUUGACAUCUCAGCACCCAAAGUUGACAUAGAAGCCCCAGAUGUCAGCAUUGAGGGGCCAGAAGGGAAGCUGAAGGGCCCCAAGUUUAAGAUGCCUGAGAUGCAAUUCAAGGCCCCCAAGAUCUCUAUGCCUGACGUGGACUUAAACUUGAAAGGCCCCAAAGUCAAAGGGGAUGUGGAUGUGUCUGUGCCCAAGAUAGAAGGUGAAAUGAAAGUGCCAGAUGUGGACAUCAAAGGGCCCAAAGUGGACGUGGAUGUUCCAGAUGUGGAUGUUCAUGGCCCAGACUGGCACCUGAAGAUGCCCAAGAUGAAAAUGCCCAAGUUCAGCAUGCCUGGCUUCAAAGGAGAGGCCCCAGAAGUGGAUGUGAACCUGCCUAAAGCUGAUGUUGACAUCUCAGCACCCAAAGUUGACAUAGAAGCCCCAGAUGUCAGCAUUGAGGGGCCAGAAGGGAAGCUGAAGGGCCCCAAGUUUAAGAUGCCUGAGAUGCACUUCAAGGCCCCCAAGAUCUCCAUGCCUGACAUGGACUUAAACUUGAAAGGCCCCAAAGUCAAAGGGGAUGUGGAUGUGUCUGUGCCCAAGAUAGAAGGUGAAAUGAAAGUGCCAGAUGUGGACAUCAAAGGGCCCAAAGUGGAUGUGGAUAUUCCAGAUGUGGAUGUUCAUGGCCCAGACUGGCACCUGAAGAUGCCCAAGAUGAAAAUGCCCAAGUUCAGUGUGCCUGGCUUCAAAUCAGAGGGCCCUGAAGUGGAUGUGAACCUGCCUAAAGCUGACAUUGACAUUUCUGGACCCAAAGUUGACAUUGAAGCCCCAGAUGUGAGCCUUGAAGGUCCAGAAGGGAAGCUCAAGGGUCCUAAGUUUAAGAUGCCUGAGAUGCACUUUAAGACUCCUAAGAUCUCCAUGCCUGACAUUGAUUUAAACCUCAAGGGCCCCAAGGUGAAAGGUGAUGUGGAUGUUUCUCUGCCCAAAGUUGAAGGGGAUCUGAAAGCACCAGAGGCUGACAUCAAAGGUCCCAAAGUGGACAUUGAUGCUCCAGAUGUGGACGUUCAUGGCCCAGACUGGCACCUGAAGAUGCCCAAGAUAAAAAUGCCCAAGUUUAGCAUGCCUGGCUUCAAAGGAGAGGCCCCAGAAGUGGAUGUGAAUUUGUCCAAAGCCGACAUUGAUGUCUCAGGUCCCAAGGUGGACAUUGAAGUUCCAGAUGUGAAUAUUGAAGGUCCAGAUGCAAAACUGAAAGGUCCUAAAUUUAAAUUGCCAGAAAUGAAUAUAAAGCCUCAGAAGAUAUCCAUGCCAGAUGUUGGCUUGCAUUUGAAAGGCCCUAAAGUAAAAGGAGAUUAUGAUAUUACAGUUCCAAAAGUAGAAGGAGAGAUAAAAGCUCCUGAUGUGGACGUCAGGGGUCCAAAAGUGGACAUUAAUGCACCAGAUAUGGGAGUUCAUGGUCCAGACUGGCAUCUGAAGAUGCCCAAGGUGAAAAUGCCCAAGUUCAGCAUGCCUGGCUUCAAAGGAGAGGGCCCAGAAGUGGAUGUGAACCUGCCCAAGGCUGACAUCGAUGUCUCAGGACCCAAGGUAGACGUUGAAGUUCCAGAUGUGAAUAUCGAAGGUCCAGAAGGGAAACUAAAAGGCCCUAAGUUCAAGAUGCCAAGCAUGAAUAUACAGACACACAAAAUCUCUAUGCCUGAUGUUGGACUUAAUCUGAAAGCCCCUAAACUGAAAACUGAUGUAGAUGUUGCUCUUCCCAAAGUCGAAGGAGACUUGAAAGGUCCUGGAAUUGAUGUAAAAGCCCCUAAAAUGGAUGUGGAUGUUGGCGACAUUGAUAUUGAAUGUCCAGAAGGAAAGAUGAAAGGCCCCAAGUUUAAGAUGCCUGAGAUGCACUUCAAGGCCCCCAAGAUCUCCAUGCCUGAUGUGGACUUAAACUUGAAAGGCCCCAAAGUCAAAGGGGAUGUGGAUGUGUCUGUGCCCAAGAUAGAAGGUGAAAUGAAAGUGCCAGAUGUGGACAUCAAAGGGCCCAAAGUGGACGUGGAUGUCCCAGAUGUGGACGUUCAUGGCCCAGACUGGCACCUGAAGAUGCCCAAGGUGAAAAUGCCCAAGUUCAGCAUGCCUGGCUUCAAAGGAGAAGGCCCAGAAGUGGAUGUGAACAUACCAAAGGCUGACAUUAAUGUUUCUGGCCCCAAAGUGGACAUUGAUGCUCCUGAUUUGGAUAUUGAGGGACCAGAAGGAAAAUUAAAAGGCUCUAAAUUUAAGAUGCCUAAAUUCAAUAUCAAAGCUCCCAAGAUAUCCAUGCCAGAUGUGGAUUUGAAUUUGAAGGGACCCAAACUGAAAGGAGAGGUAGAUGCUUCUGUGCCAGAACUAGAAGGUGAUCUCAGAGGACCGCAAGUUGAUAUCAAAGGUCCUGGUGUGGACCUGGAGGUGCCUGAUGUCGACCUGGAAUGUCCUGAUGCAAAGUUGAAAGGUCCGAAGUUUAAGAUGCCUGAGAUGCACUUCAAGGCUCCCAAGAUCUCCAUGCCUGAUGUGGACUUAAACUUGAAAGGCCCCAAAGUCAAAGGGGAUGUGGAUGUGUCUGUGCCAAAAUUGGAGGGAGACUUGAAAGGCCCCAGUGUGGAUGUGGAGGUGCCUGAUGUUGAUCUGGAGUGUCCUGAUGCAAAGUUGAAAGGCCCUAAGUUUAAGAUGCCUGAGAUGCACUUUAAGACCCCUAAGAUCUCUAUGCCUGACGUGGACUUUAACUUGAAAGGCCCCAAAGUCAAAGGGGAUGUGGAUGUGUCUGUGCCCAAGAUAGAAGGUGAAAUGAAAGUGCCAGAUGUGGACAUCAAAGGGCCCAAAGUGGACGUGGAUGUUCCAGAUGUGGAUGUUCAUGGCCCAGACUGGCACCUGAAGAUGCCCAAGAUGAAAAUGCCCAAGUUCAGUGUGCCUGGCUUCAAAGCAGAGGGUCCCGAAGUGGAUGUGAACCUGCCUAAAGCUGAUGUUGACAUCUCAGCACCCAAAGUUGACAUUGAAGCCCCAGAUGUGAGCCUUGAAGGUCCAGAAGGGAAGUUGAAGGGCCCCAAGUUUAAGAUGCCGGAGAUGCACUUCAAGGCCCCCAAGAUCUCCAUGCCUGAUAUGAACUUAAACUUGAAAGGCCCUAAAGUCAAAGGGGAUGUGGAUGUGUCUGUGCCCAAGAUAGAAGGUGAAAUGAAAGUGCCAGAUGUGGACAUCAAAGGGCCCAAAGUGGAUGUGGAUGUCCCAGAUGUGGAUGUUCAUGGCCCAGACUGGCACCUGAAGAUGCCCAAGAUGAAAAUGCCCAAGUUCAGCAUGCCUGGCUUCAAAUCAGAGGGCCCCGAAGUGGAUGUGAACCUGCCCAAAGCCAACAUUGAUGUGUCAGGACCCAAGUUGGACAUUGAAGCUCCAGAUGUUAACAUUGAGGGUCCAGAAGGAAAACUGAAAGGCCCCAAGUUCAAGAUGCCUGAGAUGCAUUUUCAUGCCCCCAAGAUCUCCAUGCCUGAUGUUGAUUUCAACUUAAAGGGGCCUAAAAUGAAAGGAGACUUUGAUGUUUCUGCCCCAAAGCUAGAGGGAGAGUUAAAGGGUCCAGGCUUAGAUGUCAAGGGCCCCAAAUUGGAUGUUGACAUGCCAGAUGUAGCUGUGGAAGGCCCUGAUGGCAAAUGGAAAGGUCCUAAAUUUAAGAUGCCAGAUAUGCAUUUUAAAACUCCUAAAAUCUCCAUGCCGGACAUUGAUCUACACUUAAAAAGCCCCAAGAUAAAGGGAGAAGUGGAUGCAGAUGUUCCCAAAUUGGAAGGUGACCUCAGAGGUGGUAUCGGUGGGCCAGAUAUUGACAUUGAAGGACCAGAAGGCAAACUGAAAGGCCCGAAGUUUAAGAUGCCUGACAUGCAUUUCAAGGCCCCAGAUAUUUCUAUGCCUGAUGUGGACCUAAAUCUGAAAGGACCAAAAAUCAAGGGGGAUGUAGAUGUGUCUGUGCCUGAGGUAGAAGGUAAAAUUAAAGUACCAGAUGUUGACAUCAAGGGCCCCAAAGUAGACAUAAAUGCUCCUGAUGUUCAUGGCCCAGACUGGCACCUGAAGAUGCCCAAGAUGAAAAUGCCCAAAUUCAGCAUGCCUGGUUUCAAAGCAGAGGGCCCAGAAGUGGAUGUGAACCUGCCUAAGGCUGACAUCGAUGUUUCAGGACCCAAGGUGGACAUUGAAGGCCCCGAUGUUAACAUUGAAGGGCCUGAAGGAAAGUUGAAAGGUCCUAAGUUCAAGAUGCCAGAGAUGAACAUCAAAGCCCCCAAGAUCUCCAUGCCUGACUUUGAUUUGCACCUGAAAGGUCCUAAAGUGAAAGGAGAUGUGGAUGUUUCUCUGCCUAAGGUGGAAGGUGACCUAAAGGGCCCUGAUGUUGACAUCAAAGGUCCCAAAGUGGACAUCGAUGCUCCAGAUGUGGACGUUCAUGGCCCAGACUGGCACCUGAAGAUGCCCAAGAUAAAAAUGCCCAAGAUCAGUAUGCCUGGCUUCAAAGGAGAAGGCCCAGAAGUGGAUGUGAACCUACCUAAGGCCGACAUUGAUGUCUCAGGACCCAAAGUGGAUAUUGAAUGUCCUGAUGUGAAUAUUGAAGGACCUGAAGGAAAGUGGAAAAGUCCAAAGUUUAAAAUGCCUGAAAUGCAUUUUAAGACUCCAAAGAUAUCCAUGCCAGAUAUUGAUCUUAAUUUAACAGGUCCCAAGAUAAAAGGAGAUGUGGAUGUCACAGGUCCCAAAGUAGAGGGAGAUCUUAAAGGACCUGAAGUUGACCUCAAAGGCCCCAAAGUGGACAUCGAUGUCCCAGAUGUGGAUGUUCAUGGCCCAGACUGGCACCUGAAGAUGCCCAAGAUGAAAAUGCCAAAGUUCAGCAUGCCCGGCUUCAAAGGAGAGGGCCCCGAAGUGGAUGUGAACCUGCCCAAGGCUGACAUUGAUGUGUCAGGACCCAAAGUGGACAUUGAAGCCCCAGAUGUGAGCAUUGAAGGACCAGAGGGAAAGUUGAAAGGUCCUAAGUUCAAGAUGCCAGAGAUGAACAUCAAAGCCCCAAAGAUCUCCAUGCCUGACUUUGAUUUACACUUGAAAGGUCCUAAAGUAAAGGGUGAUGUGGAUGUUUCUCUGCCCAAAGUUGAAGGUGACUUCAAGGGCCCUGAAGUUGACAUCAAAGGACCCAAAAUGGACAUCAGUGUCCCAGAUGUAGACGUUCAUGGCCCAGACUGGCACCUGAAGAUGCCCAAGAUGAAAAUGCCAAAGUUCAGCAUGCCUGGCUUCAAAGGAGAGGGCCCAGAAGUGGAUGUCAAUCUGCCCAAGGCUGACAUUGAUGUCUCAGGACCCAAGGUGGACAUUGAAGGCCCUGAUAUUAACAUUGAAGGGCCCGAGGGAAAGUUGAAAGGUCCUAAGUUCAAGAUGCCAGAGAUGAACAUCAAAGCCCCCAAGAUCUCCAUGCCUGACAUUGAUCUUAAUCUGAAGGGCCCCAAACUGAAGGGUGAUGUGGAUGUGUCUUUACCAAAAGUGGAAGGUGAGCUUCAAGUUCCUGAAGUUGAUAUUAAAGGCCCCAAAGUGGACAUUGAUGUCCCAGAUGUGGACGUUCAUAGCCCAGACUGGCACCUGAAGAUGCCCAAGGUGAAAAUGCCCAAGUUCAGCAUGCCUGGCUUUAAAGGAGAAGGCCCAGAAGUGGAUGUAAACCUGCCCAAGGCCGACAUUGACGUCUCAGGACCCAAGGUGGACAUUGAUGUUCCAGAUGUGAAUAUUGAAGGUCCUGAUGCGAAACUGAAGGGCCCUAAGUUCAAGAUGCCAGAGGUGAAUAUCAAAGCUCCUAAGAUAUCAAUGCCAGAUUUGGACCUUAAUCUUAAAGGCCCUAAAAUGAAGGGAGAGGGGGAUGUUUCACUUCCAAAUGUAGAAGGUGAUUUGAAAGGGCCUACUCUUGACAUUAAGGGCCCGAAGAUGGAUGUAGAUGCACCAGAUAUUGACAUUCAUGGCCCAGAAGGCAAAUUAAAAGGUCCAAAACUGAAGAUGCCUGACAUGCAUGUAAACAUGCCCAAGAUCUCCAUGCCAGAAAUUGACCUGAAUUUGAAAGGCUCAAAGCUUAAGGGAGAUGUUGAUGUUUCUGGGCCCAAAUUAGAAGGUGACAUUAAAGCUCCCAAGUUGGAUGUAAAGGGCCCAGAAUUGGACGUUUCUGGUCCUAAGCUCAAUAUUGAAGGCAAGUCAAAGAAAUCUCGUUUUAAGCUUCCCAAGUUUAAUUUUUCAGGCUCUAAAGUUCAGACACCUGAGGUAGAUGUCAAAGUCAAAAAGCCAGAUAUUGAUAUAACAGGUCCAAAAAUUGAUAUUAAUGCUCCUGAUGCUGAGGUCCAAGGAAAAGUGAAAGGACCCAAAUUCAAAAUGCCUUUCCUGAGUAUUUCAUCUCCUAAAGUGUCUAUGCCUGAUGUGGAGUUAAAUCUGAAAGGUCCUAAAGUCAAAGGAGACUUAGAUGUUGCAGGUCCUAAUUUAGAAGGUGACUUUAAAGGACCCAAAGUGGAUAUCAAGGCACCAGAAGUGCAUCUCGAUGCACCUGAUGUGGAUGUUCAUGGUCCAGACUGGAAUUUGAAAAUGCCCAAGAUGAAAAUGCCCAAGUUCAGUGUGCCUGGCUUAAAAGCAGAAGGGCCAGAUAUGGCUGUGGAUCUACCGAAAGGAGAUAUCAAUGUAGAGGGUCCCAGAAUGGACAUUGAGGGUCCAGAAUUCAACGUGGAAGGAGGCCUAAAAGGUCCCAAACUUAAGAUGCCUGACAUGAAUAUCAAAGCUCCCAAGAUCUCCAUGCCUGACAUUGAUUUAAACCUCAAGGGCCCCAAGGUAAAAGGUGAUGUGGAUGUUUCUCUGCCCAAAGUUGAAGGGGAUCUGAAAGCACCAGCGGUUGAUAUCAAAGGCCCCAAAGUGGACAUUGAUGUCCCUGAUGUGGACGUUCAUGGCCCAGACUGGCACCUGAAGAUGCCCAAGGUAAAAAUGCCCAAGAUCAGCAUGCCUGGCUUCAAAGGAGAAGGCCCAGAAGUGGAUGUGAACCUGCCCAAGGCUGACAUUGACAUUUCUGGCCCCAAGGUGGACAUUGAUACCCCAGAUGUGAAUAUUGAAGGUCCAGAUGCCAAACUGAAGGGCCCCAAGUUUAAGAUGCCAGAGAUGAAUAUCAAAGCUCCCAAAAUCUCCAUGCCUGACCUUGACUUUAACCUGAAGGGCCCCAAACUGAAGGGUGAUGUGGAUGUGUCUUUGCCAAAAGUGGAAGGUGACCUCAAGGGCCCUGAAGUUGACAUCAAAGGCCCGAAAGUGGACAUUGAAACUCCUGAUAUUAACAUUGAAGGCCCAGAGGGGAAAUUGAAGGGGCCCAAAUUCAAGAUGCCAGAGAUGCACCUAAAGGCUCCCAAGAUCUCCAUGCCUGACAUUGAUUUAAACCUGAAGGGGCCUAAGGUGAAGGGUGAUAUAGAUGUUUCCCUUCCCAAGAUGGAAGGAGAUCUGAAAGGCCCUGAAAUUGACAUCAAAGGUCCCAAAGUGGACAUCGAUGCUCCAGAUGUGGACGUUCAUGGUCCAGACUGGCACCUGAAGAUGCCCAAGAUGAAAAUGCCCAAGAUCAGUAUGCCUGGCUUCAAAGGAGAAAGCCCAGAAGUGGAUGUGAACCUGCCUAAGGCUGACAUCGAUGUUUCAGGACCCAAGGUGGACAUUGAAGGCCCCGAUGUUAACAUUGAAGGGCCUGAAGGGAAGUUGAAAGGCCCUAAGUUCAAGAUGCCAGAGAUGAACAUCAAAGCCCCCAAGAUCUCCAUGCCUGACUUUGAUUUGCACCUGAAAGGUCCUAAAGUGAAAGGAGAUGUGGAUGUUUCUCUGCCUAAGGUGGAAGGUGACCUAAAGGGCCCUGAUGUUGACAUCAAAGGUCCCAAAGUGGACAUCGAUGCUCCAGAUGUGGACGUUCAUGGCCCAGACUGGCACCUGAAGAUGCCCAAGAUAAAAAUGCCCAAGAUCAGUAUGCCUGGCUUCAAAGGAGAAGGCCCAGAAGUGGAUGUGAAACUGCCCAAGGCCGACAUUGAUGUUUCAGGACCCAAGGUGGACAUUGAUGUUCCAGAUGUGAAUAUUGAGGGUCCAGAUGCAAAACUGAAGGGCCCCAAGUUCAAGAUGCCAGAGAUGAACAUCAAAGCCCCCAAGAUCUCCAUGCCUGACUUUGAUUUACACCUGAAAGGUCCUAAAGUGAAAGGAGAUGUGGAUGUUUCUCUGCCUAAGGUGGAAGGUGACUUAAAGGGCCCUGAAGUGGACAUCAAGGGCCCCAAAGUGGAUGUGGAUGUCCCAGAUGUGGAUGUUCAUGGCCCAGACUGGCACCUGAAGAUGCCCAAGAUAAAAAUGCCCAAGAUCAGCAUGCCUGGCUUCAAAGGAGAAGGCCCAGAAGUGGAUGUGAAACUGCCCAAGGCCGACAUUGAUGUCUCAGGACCCAAGGUGGACAUAGACACUCCUGACAUUGACAUUCAUGGUCCAGAAGGGAAGCUGAAGGGCCCUAAGUUUAAAAUGCCUGACUUGCAUCUCAAGGCACCUAAGAUGUCCAUGCCUGAAGUUGACCUGAAUCUGAAGGGUCCCAAGGUAAAAGGUGAUGUCGACAUUUCUCUGCCCAAAGUUGAAGGUGACCUCAAGGGCCCUGAAGUAGACAUCAAGGGCCCCAAAGUGGAUGUGGAUGUCCCAGAUGUGGACGUUCAUGGCCCAGACUGGCACCUGAAGAUGCCCAAAGUGAAAAUGCCCAAGUUCAGCAUGCCUGGCUUCAAAGCAGAGGGCCCAGAAGUGGAUGUGAACCUGCCCAAGGCCGACAUUGACGUCUCAGGACCCAAGGUGGACAUUGAUGUUCCAGAUGUGAAUAUUGAAGGUCCAGAUGCAAAACUGAAGGGCCCCAAGUUCAAGAUGCCAGAGAUGAACAUCAAAGCUCCUAAGCUCUCCAUGCCUGACAUUGACUUAAACCUGAAAGGACCCAAAGUAAAGGGAGAUGUGGAUAUUUCUCUGCCUAAGGUGGAAGGUGACCUCAAGGGCCCUGAAGUGGACAUCAAGGGCCCCAAAGUGGACGUCGAUGUCCCAGAUGUGGAUGUUCAUGGCCCAGACUGGCACCUGAAGAUGCCCAAGAUAAAAAUGCCUAAGAUCAGCAUGCCUGGCUUUAAGGGAGAAGGCCCAGAAUUGGAUGUGAGCCUGCCCAAGGCCGACAUCGAUGUCUCAGGACCCAAGGUGGACAUUGAUGUUCCAGAUGUGAAUAUUGAAGGCCCAGAUGCAAAACUGAAGGGCCCCAAGUUCAAGAUGCCUGAGAUGAACAUCAAAGCCCCCAAAAUCUCUAUGCCUGACCUUGACUUUAACCUGAAGGGCCCCAAAAUGAAGGGUGAUGUUGAUAUCUCACUGCCCAAAGUUGAGGGUGAUCUCAAGGGCCCUGGAGUGGACAUCAAGGGCCCCAAAUUGGACAUUGACACUCCUGAUACCAAUAUUGAAGGUCCAGAAGGAAAACUGAAGGGGCCUAAAUUUAAGAUGCCAGAGAUGAACAUUAAAGCACCUAAGGUCUCCAUGCCCGACUUUGACUUAAAUCUGAAAGGGCCUAAGGUAAAGGGGGAUGUGGACCUUUCGCUGCCUAAGGUAGAAGGUGAUCUGAAAGGGCCAGAGCUGGACAUUGAAGGUCCUGAAGGGAAACUCAAAGGACCCAAAUUUAAGAUGCCUGAUGUCCAUUUCAAAACCCCACAAAUCUCCAUGAGUGACAUAGAUUUGAACUUGAAAGGACCUAAGAUAAAAGGAGAUUUGGACACUUCCAUUCCUAAACUGGAAGGAGAUCUGAAGGGCCCCAAAAUGGAUAUUAAAGGCCCUAAGCUGGACAUAGACACUCCUGAUGUUGACAUUCAUGGUCCAGAAGGGAAGCUGAAGGGCCCUAAGUUUAAAAUGCCUGACCUGCAUCUCAAGGCACCCAAGAUCUCCAUGCCUGAAAUUGACCUGAAUCUGAAGGGUCCCAAAGUAAAGGGCGAUGUGGACGUUUCUUUGCCCAAAGUUGAAGGUGACCUCAAGGGCCCUGAAGUGGAUGUGGAUGUCCCAGAUGUGGACGUUCAUGGCCCAGACUGGCACCUGAAGAUGCCCAAAGUGAAAAUGCCCAAGUUCAGCAUGCCUGGCUUCAAAGCAGAGGGCCCAGAAGUGGAUGUGAACUUGCCCAAGGCCGACAUUGACGUCUCAGGACCCAAGGUGGACAUUGAUGUUCCAGAUGUGAAUAUUGAAGGUCCAGAUGCAAAACUGAAGGGCCCCAAGUUCAAGAUGCCAGAGAUGAACAUCAAAGCUCCUAAGCUCUCCAUGCCUGACAUUGACUUAAACCUGAAAGGACCCAAAGUAAAGGGAGAUGUGGAUAUUUCUCUGCCUAAGGUGGAAGGUGACCUCAAGGGCCCUGAAGUGGACAUCAAGGGCCCCAAAGUGGACGUCGAUGUCCCAGAUGUGGAUGUUCAUGGCCCAGACUGGCACCUGAAGAUGCCCAAGAUAAAAAUGCCUAAGAUCAGCAUGCCUGGCUUUAAGGGAGAAGGCCCAGAAUUGGAUGUGAGCCUGCCCAAGGCCGACAUCGAUGUCUCAGGACCCAAGGUGGACAUUGAUGUUCCAGAUGUGAAUAUUGAAGGUCCAGAUGCAAAACUGAAGGGCCCCAAGUUUAAGAUGCCAGAGAUCAAUAUCAAAGCUCCCAAAAUCUCCAUGCCCGAUGUUGACCUGGAUUUGAAAGGAUCCACAGGCAAAGGAGAUUUUGAUGUGUCUGUCCCUAAGAUUGAAGGGACUUUCAAAGGCCCAGAAGUAGACCUGAAAGGCCCAAGUCUGGACUGUGAAGGCCCUGAUGCCAAACUCAGUGGCCCCCACUUGAAGAUGCCAUCACUGGAUAUAUCUGCCCCUAAACUAACUGCUCCUGAUAUUGAUUUGCAUCUCAAGACACCCAAAAUUGGAGUUUCUGGCCCUAAGUUAGAAGGCGGUGAACUGGACCUCAGGGGACCCAAAGUUGAUUUAGAAGCUCCAAGCUUAGAUGUACACAUGGAGAGUCCAGAUAUUAACAUCGAGGGGCCAGAUGUGAAAAUUCCCAAGUUUAAGAAACCCAAGUUUGGAUUUGGGGCAAAAAGCCCCAAAGCGGACUUUAAGUCACCUUCGCUUGACAUGACAGUUCCUGAAGCAGAGCUGAAUGUUGAGACUCCUGAAAUUGGCGUUGGUGGCAAGGGCAAGAAAAGUAAGUUUAAAAUGCCUAAAAUUCACAUGAGUGGUCCUAAAGUUAAGGCCAAAAAACAGGGAUUUGAUUUGAAUGCUCCUGGAGGUGACAUUGAUGCCACUGUCAAGUCUGAUGUAGAUGUCAAUGUUGGGGGGCCGGAUGCCACAUUUAAAGUCGAUGUGAAAUCUCCCAAGACCAAGAAACCUAUGUUUGGGAAAAUGUACUUUCCAGAUGUAGAAUUCGACAUUAAAUCACCUAAAUUUAAAGCUGAGGCUGCUCUCCCUAGCCCCAAAAUGGGGGGCGAAAUCCAGGCACCUGAUCUGGAUAUUUCUUCCCCCGGGAUUAAUGUGGAAGGUCCUGACAUCAAGCUGAAGGCUCCCAAGUUCAAGGUGCCAGGUAUGGAUGUCUCAGGGCCAAAAAUAGAAGGCGACUUGAAAGGCCCCAGGGUGCAGGCAAACCUGGAUGCACCUGACAUCAACCUUGAAGGCCCAGAUGCUAAAGUCAAGGCACCGUCAUUCAGCAUUUCUGCCCCUCAAGUCUCUGUCCCCGAUGUGAACGUCAGCUUGAAAGGACCAAAGAUAAAGGGUGAUGUCCCCAGUGUGGGACUGGAAGGACCAGACAUAGAUCUGCAAGGUCCAGAAUCGAAAAUUAAGUUCCCCAAGUUUUCGAUGCCCAAGAUCGGCAUUCCUGGUGUGAAAAUGGAGGGUGGGGGAGCUGAGAUCCAGCUGCCCUCUCUUGAAGGAGGCUUGAGCUCACCGGAUGUUAAUCUCGAAGGGCCUGAUGUGUCUCUGAAGGGGCCAAAAGUAGACUUGCCUUCAGUGAAUGUCUCUGUGCCGAAAGUCUCUGGACCGGACCUUGACCUGAACAUGAAAGGACCAAGUUUGAAGGGAGACCUGGAUGUAUCUGCUCCCGGCCUGGAUGUGUGUGCCCCCAGGCUUGACCUCAGAGGAGUCGGUGGAAAGGUGAAGGUGGAAGGAGAUGGUGUGAAAGUGCCCGGUAUUGAUGCCACAGCGACGCUUAAUGUUGGUGCGCCAGAUGUGACCCUGAAGGGACCAGGCCUGCAGGGGGACCUGGCUGUCUCUGGUGACAUCAAGUGCCCUAAAGUAUCAGUAGGUGCUCCCGAUCUAAGCUUGGAGGCACCUGAAGGUGGUAUUAAACUUCCCAAGAUGAAGCUGCCCCAGUUUGGCAUCUCUGCUCCAGGGUCUGACUUGGACAUUAAUGUCAAAGGGUCACAAGUUGCUGGAGAACUAAAGGGGCCUGGCAUGGAUGUGAACCUUGGAGGCCUGAACCUGAAAGGGCCUCAGAUCUCUGGCCCUCAAAUCUCAGCACCAGAUGUAGACUUGAACUUGGAAGGACCAAAAGUGACAGGGAGCCUUGGGGCCGCUGGUCAGAUGAAAGGCCCCACUGUUGGAGGAGGUCUCCUGGGCUUCAGUGUUCAAGGCCUAGAAGGAAACCUCCAGAUGCCGGGAAUGAAGUCAUCUGGAUGUGACGUGGAGCUCCCAGGUGCGAACGUGAAACUCCCAAGUGGGCAAAUUGCUGGUCCUGAAAUCAAAGGUGAUCUGAAAGGUUCCGGAAUAGGUUUCCAUGGGGCCGCUCCCGACAUUGGCGUGAAAGGGCCUUCACUUCAUGUGGCAACUCCCGAGUCAGAUUUUGGUGUCAGCUUGAAGGGCCUGAAAAUCAAAGGAGGUGUGGAUGUUUCAGGGGGUGUCAGCGCCCCAGAUGUCAGCCUGGGCGAAGGGCAGGUGAGCGUCAAAGGCUCCGGGGGUGAGUGGAAAGGACCCCAGGUCUCCUCUGCUCUCAACUUGGAUGUACCUAAGUUGGCUGGAGGACUUCAUUUCUCAGGACCAAAGGUAGAAGGAGAUGUAAAAGGAGGCCAGAUUGGACUUCAGGGUCCUGGGCUGAGUGUGUCUGGGCCUCAAGGUCACUUGGAAAGUGGAUCUGGAAAAGUAACAUUCCCCAAGAUGAAGAUCCCCAAGUUCACCUUCUCUGGCCGUGAGCUGGUUGGCAGAGAAGUGGGGGUGGAUAUUAACUUCCCGAAAGCAGAGGCCAGUGUCCAGUCUGGUGCCGGAGAGGGUGAGUGGGAAGAGUCCGACGGAAAACUUAAAAAAUCCAAGAUCAAAAUGCCUAAGUUCAAUUUUUCUAAACCUAAAGGGAAAGGUGGUGUCACUGGCUCACCAGAAGCAUCAAUUUCAGGGUCCAAAGGCGACCUUAAGAGCUCCAAGGCCAGCCUCGGCUCUCUGGAAGGAGAGGCAGAAGUUGAAACAUCUUCGCCCAAAGGCAAAUUCUCCUUAUUCAAAAGCAAGAAGCCACGGCACCGCUCCAGUUCCUUCAGCGACGAGCGGGAGCUCUCUGCACCUGCCACCCCGACAGGGACUUUGGAGUUUGAAGGUGGAGAAGUGUCUCUGGAAGGCGGGAAGGUCAAAGGGAAACACGGGAAGCUGAAAUUUGGUACCUUUGGUGGAUUAGGGUCAAAGAGCAAAGGUCAUUAUGAGGUGACUGGGAGCGAUGAGGAGGCAGGCAAGUUGCAGGGGAGUGGCGUGUCCUUGGCCUCCAAGAAGUCCCGACUGUCAUCUUCCUCUAGUAAUGACAGUGGGACUAAGGUUGGCAUCCAGCUCCCUGAGGUGGAAUUGGCAGUUUCCACAAAGAAAGAGUAGCAGGCCUUUGUGUGUGUACAUAUCUGUAUAAAAAGACGUCAGCCUUAGGUGUGUUUGUAUAUAAACGCCGAAGAGAAACACGCCGACAGCCUCAGCAGUAACGCAAAGAUCCGGGCUCUGCCAGUGGCAAGCGCUGAAAAGCCAACCAACCGCCUUUAGACUCCUCCUGGAGCUUUACAGAUAGGGAAAGAGUUCAAGUUCUUCGUCCAGCCCAUGUGCAAGGUCAACAGUUUUUGCCUUAAGAUUUCAGGUUUUUUUUUGUUUUUGUUUUUUUUUUUUUUGCAUUGAAUGCUGAGAGCUCCUGUUUACUAAGCAAGCUUUUGUGUUUAUUAUCCUCAUUUUUACCGAACAUUGUUAGCGUUUGGGUCAUGGAAACCCACUUUUUCAUUGUAAUAACUUUUGGGGCUUUUGUUAGUAAGGGUGGGGUGGGGUAGAAGGCAGUCCAGGGGGGCCAGACCUCCAUUUCUCCUACAUUUGGAGCUACUCAAGCAGCAAACACCCAAAGAUGGCUGAGAGGGGCCGCUGGGCAAGGGCGUGUGGGUGUCUCUAGGACUCUUUGGCCUUGCUUUUCUCCCCCAGGGGUGGCGGUCCCAGCUGAUUGGUUGGGUAGUCCUCAUGGUGAGAGGGAAUUAGGAUCUGUUUGCAAAUUAGUCAACCCACCAGCUCAACCCCGGGAGGGUCUUCGAAUCUGUGUGUUGUAAGAGAAAUGUUUUCUUCAUGAUCGCCGCGUUCCUGAUAUUAGUUCUGAUUUCUUUUAACAAAUGUUAUCAUGAUUAAGAAAAUUUCCAGCACUUUAAUGGCAAAUUAAUUGAGAAUGUAAGAAAAUGGAUGCUGUCAAGGGCAAAUAAAGCUGUUUAUUAACCCUGA
Camelus dromedarius (Arabian camel) is the source of this 19149-nucleotide messenger RNA. It is a transcript of the gene AHNAK, whose product is annotated as AHNAK nucleoprotein. Gene Ontology annotation, cellular component: costamere; cytoplasm; nucleus. NCBI's taxonomy places the organism in Eukaryota, Metazoa, Chordata, Mammalia, Artiodactyla, Camelidae. The record is from RefSeq and is a predicted model, not a curated record. Bases 259 to 18282 code for a protein of 6007 amino acids. The transcript has 5 exons. Gene Ontology annotation, biological process: regulation of RNA splicing. Gene Ontology annotation, molecular function: protein binding.